This is a messenger RNA of Trichoderma harzianum CBS 226.95, 1097 nucleotides long. RefSeq lists its product as hypothetical. The record is from RefSeq and is a predicted model, not a curated record. Lineage: Eukaryota; Fungi; Ascomycota; Sordariomycetes; Hypocreales; Hypocreaceae. The transcript has 6 exons. The coding region runs from base 25 to 1050 and encodes 341 amino acids.
GCAAUAGAGAAUUAGUUCGUGGCCAUGAAAAGCCAAGUCUUCGUCCUUGGCCCAGGCUAUGUUGGACGUGCGAUUAUUGAUCUCCUCCAUUCAGAGGGCAAGUACGAAAUAACGACUCUUGUGCGGACAGAAAAAGCUUUGAAAGACCUCAGUGAUGACGGCGCGAAUACAGUGUUGGGUAGUUUGGAUGAUACAAAUCUCAUCGAGCAACUAGCUGCACAGAGUGAUGUGGUGUUCCAUACAGCAACUUCAGAUCACUUGGCGUCUGCUCAGGCGAUUUUACGUGGGAUUGCGAAGCGAGCGAGUCAAGGAAAACACACCAUCUACCUUCACCAAAGUGGCGCUAGCUGUCUGAGCGAUCAGUCCGCUGGAAACAACCCGAACAAUGAAGUGUACUCGGAUAGCACCACGGCGCAAAUUGAUACUCUUUCUCCCACGGCACCCCACAGAAAAAUUGAUCUAGCCAUUGUGGAAGAGCGACAAAAGCUUGGUAGUCUGGCUAGAAUCUUCAUUUGGAUGCCCCCAAUUAUUUAUGGUAAUAACGGUAAACAUAAACGUAUUUCCAUUCAGAUUCCAGCUUUAACCCGAUUUGCCUUAAAAAAUGGACACGCCGGCUACGUCGGCACUGGGAAGAACGCUUGGAGUUUCAUCCACGUCCUUGAUCUCGCAAAAGCGUACACCCAAGUCCUUCAUUGGCUUGAAACUGCCCCUAGAUCUGACCUUGGUCUUCAGAAUCCAUACUUUUUCUGCGAAAGCGGCGAAAUAUCGUGGGCCGAUGUUGCCUCCAUGAUUGGAAAGAACCUCUACCGUGCCGGUCGAAUUGUCAGCCCAGAGCCACACGUUAUAUCAGAUUCAGAGUAUGUUGACUUAUUUGGCAAGUAUACCCCAGACAUAGUGGGAUGUAACUCUAGAAGUAGCGCCGACAGGUUGAGGCUAAUGGGCUGGAAACCCGAGCAACCUGAUGUGCAGGAAGCAUUCGAGAAAGAAGACUUGCCUCUUAUACUGUUGGAGAGUGGAAAGUUCGAGCCUCCUAACAUUACCCUUUCGUAACCCGUAUUUCGUACGAAAUUAGCGCCAGCUGACAUUUAACUACAACU